GAGCAGUGGAGCUCAGCUUAGUGUUACAUAACGCCGGUGUUGUGACGCGCACUGAAUCCCCGGUACAUUAGCGACAGUAAGACCCAGUGGAAGCGCACCGGCCGCCCCCUCUCACUGGGAGAAAACGAUGCACUGCUGCGGGUGAUGAGCUCCGGUUAAGGGUACCGCAAGUCGACUCCGCGCUCCGCAGCGUGGCACUGAAGUGAAGCGGGGAAAUCACACCUCAGCUGAAGAAGGAUCACUGCGUCUGCGAUGCUCAAAGUCAGUAUGAUCAGCUCCAGACCAGGCGCAGCUCCGGAAUACUGGAUUGAUGGCUCCAAGAAAGAGACUCUGGAGGACUUCUACGAGCUGGAGUCAGAACUGGGACGCGGAGCCACAUCGGUGGUGUUUCGAUGUCGGCAAAAAGGCACGCAGAAACCCUACGCUGUGAAGAAGCUGAAGAAAACAGUUGACAAGAAGAUCGUACGUACGGAGAUCGGAGUCUUGCUGCGUCUCUCUCAUCCAAAUAUAAUUAAGCUGAAAGAGAUCUUUGAGACACCAUUAGAAAUCAGUCUUGUCCUGGAGCUCGUCACAGGAGGAGAAUUAUUUGACAGGGUGGUAGAGAAGGGCUACUACAGUGAGCGAGAUGCGGCGGACGCUAUCAAACAGGUGCUGGAGGCCGUGGCGUACCUGCAUGAAAACGGUGUGGUGCACCGUGACCUGAAACCUGAGAACCUCCUGUACGCUACUUCCGCCCCAGAUGCUCCUCUCAAAAUAGCUGAUUUCGGCCUUUCAAAAAUCAUAGACGACCAGGUGACAAUGAAGACGGUGUGCGGGACUCCGGGAUAUUGUGCUCCGGAGAUCCUCCGGGGUUGUGCUUAUGGGCCUGAAGUUGACAUGUGGUCUGUAGGAGUUAUUACAUACAUCUUACUGUGCGGUUUUGAGCCUUUUUUUGAUGACAGAGGAGAUCAGUACAUGUUCAAGCGCAUCCUGAACUGUGAAUAUGAGUUUGUCUCCCCCUGGUGGGACAAUGUGUCUCUUAACGCUAAAGACCUGGUGAAAAAGUUGAUCGUCAAGGACUCAAAGAAGCGACUGACGACGCAACAGGCCCUGCAGCACCCGUGGGUGACCGGGAAAGCCGCUAACUUCACCCACAUGGACACGGCUCAGAAGAAGCUCCAGGAGUUCAACGCCAGAAGAAAGCUCAAGGCUGCCGUUAAAGCGGUGGUGGCAUCGACGCGUCUGGGAAGUGCCAGCGGACACGGCAACUCAGACGCAAGCAAGGCGAACUCGCAUCCCACUAAGCAACAAGACGCGGAAGGCGAGCAGCCUGAAAAGGACGUCCAUGAACUAGGAGACUCGUAGACUUGUCUGGAUUUGCGAGGGAACAAGUUUACAAUUUGUCAUUGAAAGGAAAAUGUUUUUUUUUUUCUCCCACAGGUUUGGAUAGACCUGAAACCGUCAGGUUCUGACAGAGUCAUGACAGGAUUGAUGACGAGAUUUGGGUUUUGGUGACAUGCAUGUGAUUUGUGAUUGCUUUAGGCUACAAUAGCAGACUCUGCCAAAAAAAAACAACAUCAUGCCAUUUAAUACAAGGCAUCUUGAUAUAUAUGUAUCAUGUAUUUGAAAGCUGUAUGUGAACCGAGCGCAGGUGAACUGGCCGUUUUUCCAUAACAGAUAUCGGCUGAUCAUUAUCUUUGAGUUCUAUACUAUAUAGCCAACUGAAGCAUCAAAUUGAAGACUUUUUGAUGACUAUAACAUAAGAAGCAACGCCAAGCUGCUUUUUAAACGCAUACGCUCGUUUUACACUACAGUACAAAUCAUAUCGUUUUAAGCGAAAUCCUUGUUAUCAACCAGGGUCUUAAUCUUAACUAUCCAGAAACAUCUCCUAUCAUAGGAAUAAGCUUCAGCGGUGUUGCUUUACAUCCUAAUAGUCUUACUGAAUCGAAAGGGCUUAGAAUAAUGUUUGUGUUUGUCGAGGAAGGAAAUUGACAGGCUUGUUUUCUACUUUUCUAAGAAUUAGUACCUGAUGCAUGGUUUAAAAAAAAAACAAUAAAAAAAUAGUUAUGCACAAAAUACUGCACCGUCAGGUCUCACCGUCUGCUUCAAAAUUGUUGACAUCUUUAGUAAAAAAAAACCCCAAAAAGGGUACAGUAUGAAAAAUGACUUUGCAGUUAAUUAUCCCAGUCUCACACUGAAAAGAUGAGAAAAAAGUUCACCUUUAAUUUAAUGAAGUAAAAAUAAAACCACCUACUGCAACUAGAUAUAUGUUUAUAAAUGUAUAUAUAUCACAAUUAUUGGCACCCCUGCCGACAAAGCACCAUAACAUACUGUCUUUACUGUAGUAGUGUACUUCAUUUUCAUUAAACCCACCUUUAGUGCUACCACAAUCACUCGAAAUGCCUAUAAACUACAUGUCUAGUGAACCUCCGUCCCUUAUGUUGCUUGUUAGAUGAAAGAAAAGGCUUUCUUCCAAAUAGGGCAUGCUUUGGGGACCCUAAACUGUUACCAUCUCACUCAAAUCUCCAUCUAUGGUCUUUUGUGACUCCAUGAACUUCCUCCUGACUGUUCCUGAGAGUGAAAUACACUUUUACGUACACUUUUAUGCUUCUUAAUUAUCGCUCUUACAGGAUAUUUCAGGUAGCUGAAUUCUUUUCUUCCUUGUUUAGGAAUUUUUGUUUUCGUUUAUUUUUUGUUUUUGCAUAUUGAUGAAUGAUUGAAGCCAUUUGGCCUUUUCACUAGUAAAAUAUGGAGUUCCUAAAUACUCAGGCUAAAUGAAAAAAAAAAUAAAUAAAAUACAUGUAUAUGAAACAAUAUUCAGCUACAUUUUACUUAUAAGGAUUUUUUGGGGUGCCAAUAAUUGUGAUGUCACGUUUUAUUAGGAUUUGAUUUUUCUAUUAAACCACAGACAUUUUCCCACCUGAAUUUUUUUAUUUUUCUUUUUUUUUUACCGAGGGUGCCAAUAAUUCUGGACCUGACUGUAUAUUCAGUUUUUAAGGCUUUAAGGUUAAGUUUUUUCUUUAUACAUGAAAGCUGUUAGACUAAACUGCCGGUCACAGUUCUUCGACAUCUUGACUGAUCGGCCUUUAUAAAAAGGACUUUAAAGGUGUACUGAUUGAAUGUUACUUUAGUUAUAGCAUGCUUUUAUCUGCAAAUAUCAACAAAUGCUGUUUCGGAAUUAUUUGCUAAAGACGGUAUGGACAGGAAUGAAGCAUGGGUUUACUCUAUAAAGGUUGCAUUGCAUGUAGGAAUGUUCUAAAGCUCCAAAUGUCUUCUUACACUGCAGAUAUUUUGCUAAUAUUAAUUACUAUGUGUUAUACAGUAUGAUAUUUCAGGCUGUUUGAGGGCCACAUUGUACGACACUCAGAGGUCGAAUUUGUAUAUCUGCCUGUUUCUAUCUUAAAAUUUCUCUUUUAAAAUGAUGAAAAUUAUACUGUGUAUUAAUUGCAGAAAUAAAAUCGAAUAUACGCAACAA
Molecule: messenger RNA, 3454 nt
Organism: Tachysurus fulvidraco (yellow catfish)
Lineage: Eukaryota; Metazoa; Chordata; Actinopteri; Siluriformes; Bagridae
Gene: camk4
Product: calcium/calmodulin-dependent protein kinase IV
Exons: 12
Coding region: 253-1344 (363 amino acids)
Biological process (GO): protein phosphorylation
Molecular function (GO): ATP binding; calmodulin binding; calcium/calmodulin-dependent protein kinase activity
Source: RefSeq, a predicted model, not a curated record